Molecule: messenger RNA, 1038 nt
Organism: Cyphellophora attinorum
Lineage: Eukaryota; Fungi; Ascomycota; Eurotiomycetes; Chaetothyriales; Cyphellophoraceae
Product: Bifunctional epoxide hydrolase 2
Exons: 1
Coding region: 1-1038 (345 amino acids)
Molecular function (GO): hydrolase activity
Source: RefSeq, a predicted model, not a curated record
AUGACCGUCGACAAGAUCAAGCCGUUCUUCGACCCUCGCGUAUCUCUGCGCUCGGCUCACCUCAACGGCCGCACCUAUGGCUACAUCUUCGGGCCACGCUCUGCGGGAACACCCAACCGCGGCGCCAUCCUCCUCAUCCAUGGAUUCCCAGAUUUGGCCUUUGGCUGGCGCUAUCAGAUCCCCUAUCUCCAGUCUCUCGGCCUGGAUGUAAUUGCACCCGACUGCAUGGGUUAUGGACGCACUGACUCACCAGAGUACACCCUACGUGACUAUACCUACAAGCGUAUCGCUGACGACAUGGCCGAGCUCCUCCGCCAGCUAGACUACAGUCAAGUUAUCCUAGGCGGCCAUGACUGGGGUGGCGCCAUCGCGUGGCGUCUUGUCCUCCUGACGCCUCACCUAUACAAAGCUGUCAUGGUCAUCUGCACGCCGUACAACCCACCCGUACCGCGCUAUGAUACGCUACAGGAGCGCGUCGACACCGUCCUCCCCAACUUUGGCUACCAACUCCACUUCGCUUCUGGUGAGAUCGAGGAGCUUUGCAACAACAAGCAGGGGAUUCGGCAGUUCCUCAUCAAUAUCUACGGCGGCCGCACGCCCGAUAAGCAGAUUGGAUUCACGGCAGAGAAGGGCCUGGACCUUGAGAAACAGAAGCUGAUGCAUGUCCCCUCGCGCGUUAUCUCGGGCGAAGAGCUCGACUUCUACGUGCAAGAGUAUUCACGGCACGGCUUGCGUGGACCGCUGAACUGGUACCGGACCAGCGAGCUGAAUUAUCUGGACGACAUGGCGAUUUUUUUUGACAAGGGGAAGAACAAGAAUCGACGGGUCACGGUGGAGCAGGAAAGUUUCUUUUUGCUUGCGAAGAAGGACCUGGCUCUGCAACCGUGGAUGGCUGAGAAAAUGGAGCAGAGGUUGCCGAAGCUGACGAGACGGGAGGUGAAUGCUGGGCAUUGGGCCAUGUGGGAGCAGCCGGAGGAGGUCAACCGACAUAUUGGGGAGUGGUUGAAAACCAAGGUGUUCAAAGAGGCGAGGCUGUGA